This is a messenger RNA of Trichomonas vaginalis G3, 588 nucleotides long. Its product is annotated as RNA polymerase II transcription regulator recruiting protein. Gene Ontology annotation, cellular component: nucleus. The record is from RefSeq and is a predicted model, not a curated record. Bases 1 to 588 code for a protein of 195 amino acids. Gene Ontology annotation, biological process: regulation of DNA-templated transcription. Lineage: Eukaryota; Parabasalia; Trichomonadida; Trichomonadidae. The transcript has a single exon. Gene Ontology annotation, molecular function: DNA-binding transcription factor activity, RNA polymerase II-specific; RNA polymerase II cis-regulatory region sequence-specific DNA binding.
AUGUCGCAGUGUGAUAGUCAGAAGAUAAAGCUGAAGAGAAAUGUUUUUACUCCAGAAGAAGAUGUUCACUUGCAGAGCCUUGUGCAGAUAUAUUCAACAGAUUGGAAAACAAUUUCUUCAAUAAUGGGAACAAGGUCUCCAAGACAAUGCAGAGAGAGAUACCUCAAUUAUCUAGCUCCUGGUUUAGCUAAUGACAAGUGGACUCCUCAAGAAGAUCAGCUUUUGAUCGAAAAACAAAAAUUAUUUGGCAAAAAAUGGAUACACAUAGCUAAAUUCUUCCCACAUCGUUCAUCUGCAAAUAUUAAAAACAGAUGGUCUCAAUUAGUGAGCAAAGGAGUUGCAAUUGCCCAACAAUUUCACCUUAUUCCCAAAAAACAUCAAGAAGAAUCCGAGCCCGAGUCUGAAAAAACCAUAUAUGCCAUAAGCGAAGUUGAUCCCUCCAGAAAUACACAGAAACCUGCUUUUCAUGGAUUUUCCUUACCUUCAAUUCAUGAAUUUGUUAGAGAUAAUGGAAUCUCGAAUUUUCUUAACAUCAAUUUCUUGAAAUCCUCAAUGUUUCCAUCUGAAGGCUUAGUUGUGAAUCAAUGA